CUGUAAAUUUCAAAAAUCACCACAAAGCCAAAAAACACUACACAUAUUUAUCUAACACUACCCGAUAGUUGAAUCGUGAAAAUCUUGUAUCUAUAAUUUUCCGGCAAAUCGAAUCAAUCGUCGGCGAAACAUCAAUCCACCAUGGUCUGCGACAAGUGUGAGAAGAAGCUAGCUAAGGUGAUAGUACCAGACAAGUGGAAAGAAGGCGCCAGUAACACUACCGAAGGCGGUGGCCGAAAGAUCAACGAAAACAAACUCCUCUCCAAGAAAAAGAGAUGGACACCCUAUGGAAGUGGAACUACAAAAUGCAUUAUCUGCAAGCAGCAGGUGCACCAAGAUGGAAAGUACUGCCAUACUUGUGCUUACACCAAAGGAGUCUGUGCCAUGUGCGGUAAGCAGGUUCUUGAUACCGAAUUAUACAAACAGAGUAAUGUAUAAGUAGCCUGCAAUAUUAUCUAGACAUUGUUGCUUCAGUGCUAGUAGCUGAAUUAUGUAAAGAGAUACCUUUGUUCCAAACUCUGGUCUUGUGAGGCAGACCACUUGGUUGAGAACUUUGACCUACAAGAUGACGAUCCAUCAUAUGCUAAUUCUCAUAUUGUUGUUACACUCAUACCCUGUGUGUGCUACAAUGGUAUUUCUGAAACUAAUGUAAAUUAUGGAUUAUUGCCUUCUCUGCA
Molecule: messenger RNA, 677 nt
Organism: Daucus carota subsp. sativus
Lineage: Eukaryota; Viridiplantae; Streptophyta; Magnoliopsida; Apiales; Apiaceae
Exons: 4
Coding region: 142-438 (98 amino acids)
Biological process (GO): cytoplasmic microtubule organization
Molecular function (GO): microtubule binding
Source: RefSeq, a predicted model, not a curated record